Capsella rubella is the source of this 966-nucleotide messenger RNA. RefSeq names its product phosphomethylethanolamine N-methyltransferase-like. The record is from RefSeq and is a predicted model, not a curated record. Lineage: Eukaryota; Viridiplantae; Streptophyta; Magnoliopsida; Brassicales; Brassicaceae. The coding region runs from base 437 to 742 and encodes 101 amino acids. The transcript is spliced from 3 exons.
AAUCACUCUUCUCAGUGUGAGAUUGAGAUUUUGAUAUAGAAGCAAGUCCCACAGAUGCUUCAACCUCAUCUACAACUUCAGACAAAACAUAUCCGGUUACAUACGGGUCCAUCUCUUUCAAAGCAAGAGAGAGAGUAAGAGGAGAUUAUGAUGUGUAGCGCAGAGAUGAGUUGAAGUGGUUUAUGAAAAAGAGGAAAGAUCACAAACCCUAGUUCCACCACAACGAUAAUUUAAUAAAAAUUGGAAUAAAACAAAAAUGGAAAAACAUAUGAAAACAAGGGAGGCUAGUUACUAAUGUAUUUAUUCUUUUCUAAACAUGUAAAUAAUGAAAGAUGAGGCUUUACAAAAAAAAAAAAUUAUGAAUAAUUUGGGUUUGUUAACCAAUCACGAGAAGCAUGAGCUUUUGCCAACGUGAUCUAAAUGGCUGAGAAUUUUGAUGUUCACGAGAAUCAAUGUAUCGGUCAACGUGAUCUCUUUGGCGCUGCAGCGUGCCAUUGGACUCAAAUGCUCAAUGGAGUUCGAAGUCGCGGACUGCACCACAAAAAUAUAUCCUGAUAAUUCUUUUGAUGUCAUUUACAGCCGUGACACUAUUCUGCACAUCCAAGACAAGCCAGCUCUAUUCUGGACAUUCUUCAAAUGGCUUAAACCAGGCGGUAAAGUUCUCAUCACCGACUAUUGCAGAAGUGUCGAUGCUCCGUCACCUGAAUUCGCAAAUUUGUACAAAUCCUCAGGCUUGAGUUAGAAAAAGUGAAGAAAGAAAAAGAAGAAUUCAUCAGCGACUUCUCAGAGGUUCUCACAGCUGACUUCACUGAGCAAAAAACCUCUUUGUUGAGUUUCUCAUAUCAAUCCAAUCAUCUUAUUACAGGAGGAUUACAAUGAAAGUGUAAGAUUAUGGACAGCGAACUGGUGAACAAAAAUGGGGAUUAUUCACGGCCAACAAAAAGUAGCAUCCAUGUUUUUAACCCC